AAAAAGGGGGUUGAAACUUUAAGCAGACGGUCUACACACGGAUCCUUAUCACUGAAGAUAGGUUGACUGUGCCACUGCCAAAAAACUUCUGUCUUUAAAUUCACAACUCAUUUCUUUAAUUACAUAAGCUAACAUGAGUUUUCUGUCUGUUAAUAUAUUUCUACAUAUCAACUUAUUGUUCACUAGAAGUUUCAUGAUCAUGUUGCUAAGCUUUAUAGCUAUUCAACUAAACCUUUGUUUCUCAAACAUCCCCUCUUCAUUGACCACAAUAAAUGUCAAUGGACAUUUCAGUUUCACCAACAAUGAAUUUGCAGCGAAAGAUUACGGGAACCAAUAUCAGUUUCUGCCUUUAGCAGUCUUGCAUCCUAAAUCCGUUUCUGAUAUAGCCAAGACCGUUAGGCAUGUUUGGGAACUGGGUCCGAGCUCAGAGCUCACGGUUGCAGCCCGAGGCCAUGGUCACUCGAUUCAAGGUCAAGCACAGGCUCACCAUGGCGUUGUCAUCAAUAUGGAAUCGUUAAAAUCGCCAAAAAUGCAUUUCCAUCUUGGGGAUGGUUUACCUUUUGUGGAUGUUUCUGGAGGGGAAUUAUGGAUUAAUAUCCUGCAUGAAAGCCUUAAAUAUGGGCUGACGCCGAAAUCUUGGACAGAUUAUUUGCAUCUAUCGGUUGGCGGUACUUUGUCCAAUGCAGGCAUCAGUGGACAGGCAUUUCGCCAUGGUCCACAGAUCAGUAAUGUCCACCAACUCGAAGUUGUUACAGGGAAGGGAGAGGUGGUGACAUGUUCAGAGCAACAGAAUGCCGAUCUUUUCAGCGGUGUGCUUGGAGGACUUGGUCAAUACGGGAUAAUUACUCGAGCAAAAAUUUCAUUAGAACCAGCUUCACAGAUGGUAAAAUGGAUCAGAGUGGUGUACUCAGAUUUCUCGACUUUUACACGAGAUCAAGAACACUUGAUAUCUUCGGAAAAUACAUUUGAUUACAUUGAAGGACUUGUGCUUGUAAACAGAACAGGUGUUCUUAAUAAUUGGAGAUCGUCUUUUAACCCCAAGUACGAUGAGCAAGCCAGUCGAUUCAGAUCAGAAGGAAGAACCCUUUUUUGCCUUGAGCUGGCUAAAUACUUCAAUCCAGACAAUAUUGUUGAAACAAAUGAGGAAAUUGAGAGCUUGUUAUCUGAGUUGAAGUAUAUACCAUCAACACUUUUCAUGACCCAAGUUACAUACGUCGAGUUUUUAGACCGAGUUCAUACGGCAGAGAUUAAAUUACAAGAAAAGGGAUUAUGGGACGUGCCACACCCGUGGCUUAAUCUUCUUGUUCCAAGAAGUAAAAUUCACAAAUUUGCUGAUGAAGUUUUUGGCAAUAUUCUUGUAGAUACAAGCAAUGGUCCUGUCCUUGUCUACCCAGUCAACAAAUCAAAAUGGAGCAACAUGACUUCAGCUGUAUUGCCAGAGGAAGAUAUAUUCUACUUAGUGGCAUUUCUAUCACAAGCAAAUCCACUAUCCACAGGAAAAGAUGGUUUAGAACAUAUUUUGAGUUUAAAUAAAAGAAUAUUGGAUUUCUGUGAAGAAGCUCAACUUGGUGUGAAACAAUAUUUAGCACACUAUGCCACACAAGAUGAGUGGCGGGCCCACUUUGGUCAACGAUGGGAGACCUUUCAACGGAGGAAAAUGGCUUAUGACCCAUUAGCGAUACUUGCUCCUGGCCAUAGAAUUUUUCAAAAAGGAGUAUUAGAUUUAUAACGACCAUUUUGGAAAGAAGAAAACGACCCUCAAACCAAUCUGUUGUGGUGGACUAGUUUGAGAAAAAGAAAAAAAUCUUGAACUCGAUAUUCAGUUCACAUUCUCAUAACAGACUUGACUUGAAUUUUCUUAAAAAAAAAGAGUUAGGACUCCAAUCCGGUGCGAAGAAUAAAAACCGGCCACGAAAUUUUCUUGGAUGAGUCACACUUCAUUCAUUCUUUGAACAUGUUGUAACACCUCAGUAUGUGAACAUGUACAAAUGUUAAAUUGAUGUAAAUUUUUAUUUUUUACAAUUUUAAGGAGAAAAUUUUUCUUUCUAGUGUACUAUUUGUUAUAUGAUGUAAUGUAAUGUAAUAAUCAACUUCUUUGACUCUU
This is a messenger RNA of Helianthus annuus (common sunflower), 2104 nucleotides long. RefSeq names its product cytokinin dehydrogenase 6. The record is from RefSeq and is a predicted model, not a curated record. Bases 134 to 1729 code for a protein of 531 amino acids. Gene Ontology annotation, molecular function: cytokinin dehydrogenase activity; FAD binding. Gene Ontology annotation, biological process: cytokinin metabolic process. NCBI's taxonomy places the organism in Eukaryota, Viridiplantae, Streptophyta, Magnoliopsida, Asterales, Asteraceae. The transcript has 5 exons.